UUAGGACUAUAAAUAACCUGCUGUUGCUUUUACUUUGUCAUAUAACAGUUUUCACAUAGUGCACAAAAUUAAAAGUUUGGUUGUUCUGUUCAGUGCUUUUUAAGUUCUGCUGACUAUUUUUUUUUAGUGCUCUUGAAGCUGCUGUCUCUUUGCCUUAAAUGUUGGUACAGCCAUAAAUAUCAUCAUUAAUUUCAAUUUAGUUGGAAAAAUGAUAGAAAAUAAUGCAUUUGUGUGUAAACAAAACAGCAUUAUAGCACAAACAAAAAGUCCAAGCAGAAAACGCCGUCGUAUUUCUUCACACAGAAUUGAUUCUUUGUCUCCUAGCCAAAUAUCUCCCACAUCUUGGGAUAAUAAUUCACACUCUAUUGGCAGAAUGGUACAUGGAAGAAAUACAUCACGUAUUGCCAUUCCAGAACAGUCUUCUACUUGUAGAAAUAGUCUUGGUGUAAGAUGUGAAAGUAUUCCAUCAUGGUGUGAUAAUCAAGUUAGAGAUCACAGAUAUAACUAUCAGCCUGCCUUCCAAAUGAAUCAUGCAUUGCCACAUCCUGGUCUUUUGGCUCAUCCUGCUGGUACUCAGCAAGGAUAUGUUUGUGAUAUUACACAGGUUGCAGGAAGUGUUCCUGGUAUAUCUACUCAUCCAUUUCUUAUAUACAAUGGAACUGAAAAUAUUGGGCCAAUUCCUAUUUCAUCACCAUAUUAUGUUUCGGGCACUAUUUCAGGCAAUAUUCAACCUCAGAUAGUUGCUCCAAAUUUUGCCUGUAAUUGUUGCUAUCAUCAGACUAGAUAUCGUUCCAUAAAUCCCACAAUUCCUACACAACUCAUUCAAGCACCAAAUCAGCAAUUGCCUCAUUUUCAACAACAAAUUCCAGCAAUGGAUCAACCCCAAUAUCCUGUGUCUUCUUCAAUAAAUACUCAGUCACAAGAUAAUGGUUUAGGAAACCGUAAUGCAGAUUCUCAGACAAAUUAUCCGAAUAUUCCACCAUCACCAAUUAUUGCUGCAUCAACUUUUUCUGCAAUACAAGAUAUAAAUAGUUUUCCAAAUGCUCAAUGGAUGGAUAAUCGGGGAAGAAGACAUGCAAGUAGACAUUGGAGAGGAACAGUGUUACCCCCAGUACCACCAGCAUAUCAGGGUUUUCUUCUGCAUUUCAUCAGUGCCAUGUUAUCCAAUCCAUCAGUACCACCUUAUAACCAAGAAUUACCUAAUUCAGAUUCUCCAGAAGCAGAAAAUUAUGAAGCAUUACUUAGUCUUGCAGAAAGAUUGGGUGAAGCUAAACCUCGUGGAUUGCCCAAAUCUGAAAUUGAUCAAUUGCCUUCUUAUCGUUGUAAAUUGGAAUCUCGUGAAAAUGAUCAAACAUCUUGUGUUGUGUGCAUGUGCGAUUUUGAAUCUCGUCAGAUGUUAAGGGUCUUACCUUGUAGUCAUGAAUUUCAUUCUCGUUGCAUUGAUAAAUGGUUAAAGGCAAAUCGAACUUGUCCUAUUUGUCGAGGAGAUGCCUCAAACAUUCGACAUCAACAAACACAUCAAAAUACAGUGUAGAUAUUCUUGUUCUCUACAAGAAUAACAGUAUUUCAUAUCAAAUCAAACACUUAUACUUUGAUAGCUGCAGUUUUUUUUUCCUGUCUGAUCGCAUAUGUGUUGCCUGUAUGAUGUUAUAAAUGUAUUCUAAUUUUAUCAUAAAUGUAAAGUAUCAUUAUUAGAUGAUGAUAUUUUCCAUUCAGCUGUGUUAGUGCAGUUAUAGGAUACAGUGAUGCUUAAUUAAUAACAACUUUAUUUGAGAUGCGAUCAUUUAAUGAAAAUGCAAGAGAAAAAAAUCUUAACAAAACAACGAGUAUGUAACUACUAUUGUGCCUUGAGAAUACUUGGCAUAAACUGGAAAAGUAAUUUUGCCUUAUUCAAUUAUAAAUAGAUGGACUUGCUCAAAAUCUUUAAAAGUCGAACUUUAUUGUGCUGCCGGAUUGUGAAAUAUUUGUCUGUCAAUAUAAUGUAUUACAUAUUAAUCACUCACUCCAAAAUAUUCCAUAAAAAAAUUUAUCUAAUUAUUCAUUUAGAUAGUUUAACAAUAUUAUUGGGAAUAUUUUAUAGGUAUAUAAAUGUGUUGUUUCACUCCUAGAUUGUGCCAAUAUACAAUUUCAGAAUUUUUGAUUAAGGUCAAAGUGGAAAUUGGUGCACUUCAGUUAUGAAAACUUAAAUUUUAAAUAUUUUAAAUUACAAUAGUUUUUGAAUAAAACACAUCCUUAUAAGUCUAUAAUAUGAAACUACUUUAAGAUAUAUGAAUAGAAGUUGUUUGAUAUUAUUGGUUUAACUUGAUAUUUGUUUUUUUUUUCUGAUCUCUAGAUAUCUUCA
Messenger RNA from Centruroides sculpturatus (bark scorpion), 2341 nucleotides. RefSeq names its product RING finger protein 44-like. The coding region runs from base 209 to 1534 and encodes 441 amino acids. The transcript is spliced from 9 exons. Lineage: Eukaryota; Metazoa; Arthropoda; Arachnida; Scorpiones; Buthidae. The record is from RefSeq and is a predicted model, not a curated record.